AUGGAGCAACCAGUGCAGAAGUGCCUCCGUCUGCUUGCUCCAGUGAGGGGAUUGGAGUGCGGACUACUGCGAGCAGCCAAGCAAUGGAAAAAAAUGAGGAGAGCCCGAGGUGACAUGGACCCCGGAGAGCCCGAGGUGGUGAGCACAGUACCGCUCUACAACUUUGACGGCAAGAUCAUCUGCAACCUCGCGGCUGACACGUGGCCUCUUGACAUCAGUCGACUCAAAAGUCACCCUGUGCAUCUCAUACGUGCUGUCUUGUGCCCCGUGUGCCUGUAUCUCUUCUACUCACAGCGACGAGACGUGGGUGCUGCUGCUGCCGAAGCUGACCGUGGAGCUGCCAUCGCAGCCCUCCCUGCCACGUCCCCUUCACGCAGUGCAUCUUUCACGUGCGUGCCUGCAUCCCGUCUCGUCCUUCCCUUCCCCUGCAUCCCUUCUCCUCUCAGGGACGAGACGUGGGUGCUGCUGCCGAAGCUGACCCCGCGAGUGGAGCUGCCUUCGCUGCCCUCCCUGCCGCACUUCCGAGUGUACCCCGAGCGCAGCUCCUCCUCUGUGGACGUCAACAAUUGGGAGCAGCUCGUGCACGUGCUCAGGACACAUGGACGGGGGAUAGGUACACGUGUGCCGUGGUUGAAUCACUUCCGAGUGUACCCUGAGAGGAGCUCCUCGUCUGUGGAUGUCAACAACUGGGAGCAGCUUGUUCAUGUGCUCAGGGCGCAUGGCAGGGUGGGUGGGUGUGUGUUAGAAGGAGUAGGGUGGGGCUCAUCACAUCAGCGCAAGGGCAGUACCAGUCCGGCCUCCUCCCCAUCGCCACCCCAUGCACCUCCAUCUCAACCCACCCUCCUCCACUUCGACUGUCCCUCAAGCCCCCUCUUUUCUGUCUUCCCUCCCUUUUUUUCCUCUUUUCCCCUGCUCCUCCUGCCCCCGUUUAUCGCCCGUCAGGUGGGGCUCAUCACAUCAGCGAGAGGCCAGUACCAGUUCGGCCUGCUCCCCAUCGCCACCCCUUCCGCCACCACCUCUACCUCCCCUCUCCCACCCCCUCCCGCCUUCUCCGCCCCUCCACACCCCUCUCCAACUCUCCCCACCGGUUUCUCCUCUGCCCGGGCGUACUACGCGCCGCUGCCAGCUGGCAUCCCCCGCCGCGCCCCGCGCUUCCCUGCGGUGCUCCCGGGGCUGCUGCCGCCGCAGCAAUCAAGACCUGCGCACACGGCACCUGGACAGAUGGCACCUGGUCAGAUGGCACCUGGUCAGAUGGCACCUGGUCAGCAGCACAGUCAGGUGCUCCAGAGACAGGCGCAUUCUCAGAUGGCACCUGGACAGAUGGCACCUGGACAGGUGCUACAUGGACAGGCGCAUUCUCAGGUGGCACCUGGACAGGCACAAGCUCAGGUGGCAAACGGUCAGGCGCAUCUAGGACAGGUGCCACCUGGGCAGGCACACUCGCACGUGCCAUCAGCUCCGCCCCCUACUCGAGCAGCCUCACCACGUUCAGUUGCACAGGCGCAGAGCCUUCCGGGCCUCACUGCUGCAGGAUCUUUCUCCUCUCGCACUGCUGCCUCCGCCCCUGCCGCUCCAGUAUCCACGUCAGCACCUCCAUUGUCCACGUCAGCAUCUCCAGUAUCCACGUCAACACCUCCAUUGUCCACGUCAGCAUGUGCAACCCCCACAUCAGCAUUCUCUUUCAAAGGUGCACUUCCUCCUCCUCCCACGCUUCCACCCCCUCCUCCCCACCCUCCUUUAGCUCCUGCUCCUGCUCCUCCUCCUCCUCUUCCAUCUGCUUCCCCAAUGGCCCCUCCACCUGCUCGCCCCUCUCCCCCGCCGCCUCCCCCUUCCCUUCCCCCUACCCGUGCGCCUGGGCCCGGCAUGCAUCCGCAGUACCUGGCGUCCCUGGCGCACACGCACCAGCAGUGGGUGUUUGGGGGCCUGGCGGAGCUCAUUGAUAACUCCAUGGACGCCAAGGCACGCAGGCUGGACAUUUUCAUCAGCACGGCCAAGCUCCCCCCAAGAGCAUCCGCGGCAGCAGCAGCAGCAACAGCAGUCCCCGCAGCAUCACCCUCAGCCGCAGCACCGUUACCCUCCUCCUCCUUCACUCGCCCCUCCGCCGCUGUGUCAAGUGAGGCGGUGCCAGUGCUGCACGUGUGUGACGAUGGCAAGGGCAUGGACCACGGCGAGUUGGUUCAGAUGCUGUCGCUGGGCCAUGACAUUCCAACAGAGGAGGACCCCCACCACAUCGGCCGAUUUGUCGACUCAACGGUCACCUUGCUGUCGCUGGGCCAUGACAUCCCCGCAGAGGAGGACCCCCACCACAUCGGCCGAUUCGGCGUCGGCUUCAAGACGGGCACCAUGCGCAUAGGAAACGAUGCCUUGGUACUAACCCAGUCAACAGACAGCCGCAGCAUUGCGCUGCUCUCCCGCUCGCUCAACCAGGGCCGGCAGGAGCUGGAGAUCCCCAUCGUGACGUACAAGCAGGUGGUAUCUGGGGGAGGUGCAUCUGCAGCAGGGGGAGGUGGAUCUGCAGGGGGAGGUGGAUCUGCAGCAGGGGGAGGUGGAUCUGUAGGGGGAGGUGGGACUGCUGAGUGGCAGCUGGACCUGGGGGUGCAUUCAGAGGAGGAGGCGGAGAGGCGCAAGCGAGCAAUCUUUGACUUCUCGCCUCUGGACGAGAGAAAGAUAAACCAGGAGUUCCGCAAGCUGGAGCAAGCAUGUGUUACUAGUGACUCACCCCCCACGGGCACACGCAUCUACGUGUUCAACCUCAAGCGCCUGUCCCGCCCCAUCUGUGAACAGUUGGAGCAAGCAAGAAGCAGCAGUGACGCCCCCCCCACGGGCACGCGCAUCUACGUGUUCAACCUGAAGCGCCUGUCCCGCCCCAUAUGCUCACAGCGACCCAGUCUUGCUCCCGCUUCCCGCAAUCCCCCCCGCAGGCUGGAGCUCUCAAGUGGGACCAGUGACUCCCCCCCCACGGGCACGCGCAUCUACGUGUUCAACCUCAAGCGCCUGUCGCGUCCAGAUGCAGCGUACGAGCUCGAGUGGGACGACGACGCCCACGACAUCCUCAUCCGCACCCGGCGCCCCCGCUCCCGCCCCAACCAGCUCUGCCAAGACGUGACCCUUGAACCGUCCCCCUUGUCUCUUCUCGCCCCAUCCACCAGCUCCUCCUCCUCCACCAUUGAGGCGCCUCAAGAGUCUGCCUGUUUCACCCACUCGCCCGCCACCAUCACAGUGCAAAGCCACGCAGUGCAGGGCAGAUAUUUCCCCAGUGCCCAUCGACUACUCCCUGCUAUUUGGGAAUCACUUUUGAGAAUUCUCAAAAAUGCCUUACAGGUGCCCAUAGACUACUCCCUGCGCGCCAACGUGCGGGUACCAAUAGACUACUCCCUACGAGCCUACCUGCGAGUCAUGUUUCUGCACAACCCCGCCACCAUCUCAGUGCAAGGCCGCGCCGUGCAAGGCAGCGCUGACAUCGCGGAGAACCUCUCCCAACCGUUCUCCACCACGGGGACCGUCAUGGGGCAGCCGGUGCAAGUGCGGAUGGGCAUGGACGAAGGCGAGAGGGCGUGUGGGCGUUGCGGGUUCUUCCUGUACUGGCACGGGCGGUUAAUUGAAGCUUAUAAGCGGGUCGGACGGAUGGAAUACUCGGGAGAUGCUGGGCUGGGGGUGGUUGGCGUUGUCGAUACCACCGCUCUCUUUGAUGUAGCCGGAGAGCUGGGGGUGCUGAACUGCAAGCAGCGGUUUGCAGAGGGAGAGGAGUAUCAACGGCUCAAAGACUUCCUGUCUGUCACCUUCAACCAGUACUGGGAGGACAACUUUGAUAAAGACCUCCCCACUGCGAACAUACCAGAGGGGGCAAUCCUGCAGGACCACAAAGAGUGGGUGCAAUGCGAGAAGUGCGAGCAGUGGCACAUUCUGCCGCCCCAUGUCACCAUGGAGUCGCUGCCAGUGAACUGGUUUUGCUACAUGGACCCUAUACGAGGCAAGUGCAACGACCCCAAUUAUGUUGAACCAGCUCCUAACGAGGCGCAUAUAGUGCUGCUGCUGGGCCAAGCAGGGUUGGAGCUAGAGAGGCGAGUGGGGGAGUGGGGGCAGGGGGGGCAGGGGAGGGACGAGGGGGAGGGGUCGGGGAGCAAGGGGGAGCAAGAUUGGGGAGAGGAAGUGGGCUGGGAGGAGCCGGGGCAGCAGGUUUGGAUGAGAGCAAGAAGAGGAAGCUGGGAGGGGGCAGUGGCAUGGCAGGUGGCAGUGGUGUGCCUGAGAGGGGUGGGACAGGUGGCAGUAGCACACAUGUGA
This is a messenger RNA of Closterium sp. NIES-65, 4281 nucleotides long. NCBI's taxonomy places the organism in Eukaryota, Viridiplantae, Streptophyta, Zygnematophyceae, Desmidiales, Closteriaceae. The record is from the annotation of a GenBank genome assembly.